Messenger RNA from Astrephomene gubernaculifera, 3650 nucleotides. The record is from the annotation of a GenBank genome assembly. Lineage: Eukaryota; Viridiplantae; Chlorophyta; Chlorophyceae; Chlamydomonadales; Astrephomenaceae.
GUCUUACCUAAGUUUUACUUUGGGUCACCAAUUGUAAACAUGCUUGGUCGGCAAUUGGGCCGCACGGCCACUGCGCAGGCCCGUGGCCGCAACGUUGUGGCAAACUUGCGCCCCGUCGCCGGCAGGCGUCCAGUGGCAUUCAAAGGCGCAAGGCCUUCAGUUCGCGUGUAUGCGGGGGCGCCUGCUGCCGGGGAGGCACCAAAAGCAAUUAAGCUAGCAGACGUCAAGGAAGGAGAUGAAUACGAGGGCACAGUGACGACCGUCGAGGAGUUCGGCGCUUUCGUCGACUUCGGUGCCAGCUCGAACGGCCUUGUGCACAUCUCAAAGCUUUCGUCCGGAUUCACUAAGAACGUCAAGGACGUCGUCUCUCCGGGCCAAAAGGUCACCGUUAAGGUGCUCAGCGUCGAUGCUUCCAAGAACCGCGUUUCCCUGUCGCUGAAGAGCGCCGCUAACGCAGAGGCGCCAGCUGCUGCUGAGGAGGCGCCAGCGGCCGAGGAGGGCGGCGUCACCGCCAGCUUCCACGAGGAUGACGAGGAGGAGGGCGCAGCGGCCGAGGAGGAGGAGGUGGAGGUGGAGCUGGGCGAGGGGCAGCGGGAGGUGUACUCAGACCUGCCGGGCUUCGAGGACAUCCCCUUUGUGAUGGAGGAGGAGGAUGCGGACGAGCUGACGGACUCGGCCAUCGCUGCCAUGGAGGCGGACCUGGACUCGGUGCAGAUCCAGUACAACCUGGAGGGCCCCGCCUACCUAGAGGAGGUGCUGGGCAAGGUAUCCCGCAUCGAGGACUACGGCCUCUUCCUGGAGUUCCCCUGGAACGGCAAGACGCUCACCGGACUGCUGCCGCGCGACGAGCUCAAGGUGCCCUCCUCCGCACUGCCCGAGGAGGCGCAGGCCGCACUGCGCGCCGAGUGGGCGGACACGGAGUUCGACAUGCCGGCGUAUGUGGAGCUGCCGGAUGAUGAGCUGGACGUGAAGAAGUACUAUCAGCCGGGAGACAUGGUGCCCGCGUUUGUGCUGGAGAGCCCCGUGGUUGGCGCCAAGCUGCUGCUGACGCAGUUCACGGAUGAGGACGUGGCGGCGGAGGCGGUGGGCGCGUAUGAGGGGCUGGAGGAGGAGGAGGACGAGGAGCUGGAUCGGCUGCUAGAGGAGGCUAACGAGGAGCUGGGAGGGGAGGUGCUGGCGGCGGAGCCGGAGGCGCUGUUGGAUGAGGCGGGCGGGGAGGAGGACGCGGCGGCGGCGGCCAGGGAGGAGGGGCUGGUGGGGGGUGAGGACUACGCGGGGUACAGCAGCGAGGCGCUGGAUAACGCGGCGGGGGUGCACGAGCUGGGGGUGCUGCGGUCGGGUCUGCUGCGGGGGAAGAACGGGGCGCAGGUGGCGCCGCUGGGGCUGCCCAGCAGGCCGCUGGUCGAGCCCGUCACCUCCUCCGGCCUGGCGCUGCUGGGCACUCAGGAGCGCGACUUCGCGGGUGACGAGGUGGCGCUGGUGGACUACUGGAGCAGCGAGGAGUACGACAACAUCCCCAAGGACAUCCUGAAGCGCAUGGGACUCAAGAUGGCCUUCAACGACGUGGGCGAGGCGGAGUUCACGGAGCGGGAGGGGUACGAGGAGGACCAGGACCUGCCGCUCUACCUGUUCGAGGCGGGGGUGGACGAGCGCGCCGCCGCCUUCGUGGCGGACCUGUUGGAGGACGAGGAGGACGAGGCGGAGCUGCCGGCGCGGGCGGCACGCAGGCCGGCGGUGCUGGCGGCAGCUGUGACAAGCAUCUCCGCCUCAGAGGUGAAGGCCCUGCGCGAGAAGACGGGUGCGGGUAUGAUGGACUGCAAGAAGGCGCUGGCGGAGUGCGGAGGGGACGCGGAGGCGGCUGCCGAGUGGCUGCGCAAGAAGGGUCUGUCUGGUGCGGACAAGAAGGCGGGUCGCCUCGCAGCUGAGGGCGCCGUAGCCCGGUACAUCCACCCCGGCAGCCGUCUGGGUGUGCUGCUGGAGGUGAACUGCGAGACGGACUUUGUGGCGGCGAGUGAGAAGUUCCAGGCGCUGGUGGGCGAGCUGGGCAUGAUCAUUGCUGCCACGGACUGCAUCUGCGUCAGCCCGGAGGAUGUUCCGCCCGAGGUGCUGGCCAAGGAGCGGGAGGUGGAGAUGGGCAAGGACGACCUGGCUAGCAAGCCGGAGGCCAUCAGGGCCAAGAUCGUGGAGGGCCGUCUUGAGAAGAUCCGCAACCAAAUGGCGCUCACCAACCAGAUGACGCUGUCCGACCCUAACAAGACGGUGGCGGAGCUGGUCAAGGAAACCAUCGCGGCGGUGGGGGAGAACAUCAAGAUCCGCCGCUUCGUCAAGUACCGGCUGGGAGAGGGGCUUGAGAAGAAGUCCACCGACUUCGCCGCGGAGGUGGCGCAGCAGACGCAGGCCAAGGCGGCAGCGCCCGCCACGCCCAAGCAGGAGGAGCCCAAGAAGGAGGAGCCGAAGCAGGAGGAGGCCAAGCCCGCCGUGCAGGUCUCCGCCGGCGUGGUGAAGCAGCUCCGAGACAAGACGGGUGCGGGUAUGAUGGACUGCAAGAAGGCGCUGGCGGAGUGCGGAGGGGACAUGGACAAGGCCACGGAGUGGCUGCGCAUGAAGGGGCUUGCAUCGGCGGACAAGAAGGCGGGUCGCCUCGCAGCUGAGGGCGUGGUUGCGUCGUACAUCCACCCCGGCAGCCGUCUGGGUGUGCUGCUGGAGGUGAACUGCGAGACGGACUUUGUGGCGGCGAGUGAGAAGUUCAACCAGCUGGUCAGCUUCAUUGCGAUGGGGAUUGUGGCGGGGCAGAACGUGGCGUACGUGGCCGCGGAGGAUGUGCCUGCGGAGGUGUUUGAACGGGAGAAGCAGAUCGAGAUGGCGCGGGAGGACUUGAAGAACAAGCCCGAGGCCAUUCGCGCCAAGAUCGCGGAGGGCCGCGCCAAGAAGAUCGCCCAAGACAUGUGCCUGCUGGACCAGCCCUUCCUCACCGACUCAUCCAAGACAGUUGCUGACGCCAUCCGGGAGGCCAUUGCGGCUCUGGGCGAGAAGAUCUCGGUGCGCCGCUUCGUCAAGUUCCAGCUAGGAGAGGGGCUGGAGAAGAAGUCGAACGACUUUGCUGCUGAGGUGGCGGCUGCGACCGGCAUGAAGUGAGAGGAGAGCGCUGUUGGGGCGCGCAGCCGGCGGUUGGAGAAGGGGAGUGGGUGUUGGAAUCUGGGCAUGGGAAGAGGGAGCGUGAGAUGUGUGAGGCGAGGGUGCGUUGCGUUGGGUUUCGUUAACGGCACCCAAGGAAAGCCUCUUUGCACCCCAAGGAUGAGAUGGAAUCGUCCAGGUUUUGCGGCAGGUUAACAAGCAAUAGUUAGCGUAGAGGGUCCGUUUAUGUGGCCGCUAUAUUGGCCGCCUAAACGUGGUCUGGGUCAGGAUGUUUCACUUCAUCCUGCGCCAGCAUCAGCGGCCGAAUGUGUUCCGUACAGGGUUUUGCAAGGAUGCGGCAUGUUUGUGGUGGGCGCUGUGGCGCCCAUACGUUUUUGCAAGGGGGAGCACCGCUCCCCAGGACUUUGUUACUUCCUUUUCUUUGCUGCGAGGUCGAUGGUGCGAUUAGUGGCGAUAUCGAGAAGUCCGCGGCUUGGGAUUGUGGAGUUUGAGAGAGCAGAGAAAAUACAAAACUA